Messenger RNA from Triticum turgidum subsp. durum (durum wheat), 408 nucleotides. The record is from the annotation of a GenBank genome assembly. Lineage: Eukaryota; Viridiplantae; Streptophyta; Magnoliopsida; Poales; Poaceae.
AUGAAGCCGGGAAAGCCAACACCGCCGCAGACGGUGUGGGGCUACCCGCCAGCGCUGGUAGCUUCCAACGAGCAUGUGAUGUGCCUGCUCCGCAACGGUCAUGCCCCGCGCUUGCUGCCAAGGUGUAUUUUACCGGCUGCUGUGUUAUUUCCUCCUAAAUUGAAAACGACGGCUGGAGUAUAUGGUGGCGGGCGGGCGGAACCUCUUCGCACUGCUCCCGGAGGCGUCAAGGGCGUCAAGCCCUCUGUCGUGAUCGAAUCGGGCUCCCAGGUUCAGUCCCAUCUUCCCUUUGCUCCCUCACUGCGCAAUUUCUCUCCUAUCUGUCGAGAUUUACUAUUAUGUCUCUCUACUGCUAUUCUACUGAAUUGUGUUCUUGGAGCAUCAAAGCCAAUUGCUUUACUGCAAUGA